Molecule: messenger RNA, 2298 nt
Organism: Sporisorium graminicola
Lineage: Eukaryota; Fungi; Basidiomycota; Ustilaginomycetes; Ustilaginales; Ustilaginaceae
Exons: 1
Coding region: 1-2298 (765 amino acids)
Molecular function (GO): protein binding; asparaginase activity
Source: RefSeq, a predicted model, not a curated record
AUGUCGAGCUCAGGCGAAGCGCUCGUUCUUUGCCUGUACGCCGGAGGCACCAUCGGCAUGGUGCGCAAAGACGCCUCUUCCGGAUUCGCGCCAUACCCGUCUUUCCUCACCGAGACAUUCCGUAGUCAGUCGCGCUUCCACGACCCACACGGCGAUUCGAUAUUUUCAUGGUCCGACUCAGUCGACCGAUACAAGGCGUGGAGCGAGAUUUUCACUCGGCCUGGUUCGGGCGCUUCAACGCCGGCAAAAGGUGCUAACUCGCUGCCGACCGAGCACGACCUUGCGAGUGCAGUAGCAGAGAAGACGGUCAAGCUUGAUGUCAAUGGCUCCUCGCUGCCCAACAAGAAGCGCAAGAGUGAGCACGAUUCGAUCAACACCCCGCUGACGCCAUCUACUCAGACGCAUGUGGAUCAUCUCUACCCCGACACGACUUCACGCUCUCCCUCAGGUGCUACGCCAGCAGGCGCACCACCCUUCGGCCAUCCGGUGCUGGUUCGCUCUUCAGCGCCCAAGGGGACCUCGACGCAUCACGCACACUCGUCCACUUUCUCAGCUGACGGCAAGCACCUCGAGCUGCAGCUUCCUACCCUCAUCACACCCCGCGGCGGCGCCAACGGUAAAAGAGUUCGCUAUGCCGUGCUCGAGUAUGACCCGCUGCUCGACUCGUCUGAAAUGGACAUUCCCGACUGGAUCCGUCUCGCUACCGACAUCUCGCUCAACUAUCAAAACUUUGACGCCUUCAUCGUCCUCCAUGGCACAGACACCAUGGCCUACACCGCUUCGGCGUUGAGCAUGCUCCUCGAGAACCUGGGCAAGUCGGUCAUCGUCACCGGUGCGCAGGUGCCUCUGUCCGAACUGCGGAAUGAUGCGAUCGAAAACGUACUCGGCGCGCUCAUGUUGGCAGGGUCGUACAUCAUCCCUGAGGUCGGGCUGUACUUUGCCUCGACGCUGUACAGGGGCAACCGCACGAGCAAGGUAUCGAACAACGCCCUAGCGGCGUUCGACUCGCCCAACAUGGCUCCCCUUGCGCGCGUGGGGAUCAACAUCGAGGUCGCGUGGAACCUCGUCGAGCGCUCGAGAUCCGUCCAGAGCUUCCGUGCGCACAACCGUAUGUCGCCCAACGUCGCUCUCUUGCGUCUGUUCCCCGGCCUGCCGACGAGCACGGUCAAGAACUUCCUAUCACCCCCACUCCAGGGGGUGGUGCUCGAGUCGUACGGUGCAGGCAAUGCCCCGUCGCGCCAAGAUCUGCUCGAUGUGUUCAAAGAGGCAUCUGACCGCGGAUGCGUCAUCGUCAACAUCACGCAGUGCAUACAGGGCGAAGUAUCGGCGAUCUAUGCCGUCGGUAAGAAACUGGAAGCCGUCGGCGUCGUGGCUGGAGGAGACAUGACGCCCGAAUGUGCGCUCGCCAAGCUAUCAUAUCUGCUGGCGAAAGAAUUGGAGCCUGCCGAGAUUCGAGAGCUCAUGGGCCGGCCUUUGCGCGGUGAGCUGACGAGCACCCGCGGCGGGUCCGCGACAGUGCCGCAAGAGCGCACACCUGCAGGUGCGGGCCCCAUCAAGGCUGACGUCAAGACGCUGCUCGCGCACAUCCUGCAGAACCCGCACAAGGUGCAGACGUCCACCUUGGCGUCUCCCGGCAAGAAACAGCGCACUGGCGGCACACAAGCCGACGUAGACUGGAGCAGCACGCACGGCUUGUCCUCCGCCGCCGGCUGGGACAGCUCCUCGCACGAGGUUUCGGCCGCCUCGCUCGCCGUCCUCCCCUACCUCAUAUACGAAGCCGCUUCGAAAAACGAACUCGCUUUACUCCAAUGGCACCUCUACGCGCUCAACCAACUCGAAACCGUGCCCACCAUCUCGAUCGAUGAAGAGCACUUCCACCCAUCGACGCUCAAUCCUUCCGCGUCGAGCAACGCUACGGGCGAUUCGGCGUCGACGUCACACAUGGUCGGCAGUGAGAACAUCGCAGAGCCGGACUCGACAACGCCUCUCGAGAAGCUGCAGCCGCUGCACGUGGCCAGUGCCAAAGGGUUCACGGGAGUGGUCGAGCAGCUGCUGCAGGCCGGGUGCAGCGUGCACGCGCGACACGUGGCCAGCGGCCAUUCGCCCUUGUUCCUGGCCUGCAAGAACGGCAAGCUCAACACAGCAAAGUUGCUGCGCGAUGCUGGGGCGCAUUUGAAGGAGGACGAAGUGGCGCUGGCCAGAUUCUUGGUGAGCAAAGAAGAGGAAAGAGGCGAGCAGGCGUCCGAGACGAACGAGUACCGGACGAUCUGGGAGGUGGCGGGCGUUACGUUUGCAUAG